AUGUCUGACUACGAAGAAGCUUUCAAUGAAGGUAAUGAACAUUUUGAAGAUUUUGAAGUGGAGCACUUUUCUGAUGAAGAGAAUUUUGAUGACAAUGAAGCCAUAAAUAAUAACAACAAUAAUAAUAAUAAUGAAAAUAAUAAUGCCACAGUGGAUGGUGGCUUAAAAGAUGAAAAUGGGAAUACAAUCAUUACAAGUGGAUUCAACGACGAAUACCAAUCUACUAGAAAGAAGACUUUGAAAGAAAAAGCUAUUGCCAAAGAAGACAGAACCACCACACCAUACAUGACAAAAUAUGAAAGAGCAAGAAUCCUAGGUACUAGAGCUCUACAGAUUUCUAUGAACGCACCUGUUUUUGUAGAUUUAGAAGGCGAAACAGAUCCUCUAAGGAUUGCCAUGAAAGAAUUAGCUGAAAAGAAAAUCCCACUAGUCAUCAGAAGAUAUUUACCAGAUGGUUCUUUUGAAGAUUGGAGUGUUGAAGAAUUAAUUGUUGAUUUAUGA
This is a messenger RNA of Kazachstania africana CBS 2517, 501 nucleotides long. It is a transcript of the gene RPO26, whose product is annotated as DNA-directed RNA polymerase core subunit RPO26. The transcript has 2 exons. Gene Ontology annotation, cellular component: nucleus; RNA polymerase II, core complex; RNA polymerase I complex. Lineage: Eukaryota; Fungi; Ascomycota; Saccharomycetes; Saccharomycetales; Saccharomycetaceae. Gene Ontology annotation, biological process: DNA-templated transcription. Gene Ontology annotation, molecular function: DNA-directed RNA polymerase activity; DNA binding. Bases 1 to 501 code for a protein of 166 amino acids. The record is from RefSeq and is a predicted model, not a curated record.